CCCCCCCCCCCUCCUCUUCUUUUUUUUUUUUUUUUAACCUUGGGCAUCGCCUAUCAUUCCCCCGUUCGAUUCCAUCUUUUUGUUUCUUCUGGCCUUUCCUUUCAAAAAUUCGAACGAUUAUUACCCUCGACUUUCCCGUCCUUGUAUGAUCAAAUCUCCGAAGAUCAGCCCUUUGUCUAUCUAUGCUUUCCCUCCAGGCUUCCCUCGUGUGUUGCGUCAAUUUUAUCUCGUGGAAUGUGACUGGCUCGAGUUGUAACCAAGCCUGAUGGAUCUUGAAUGCGUGUCAUUAAGUUAGAGUCCGCCUUCGCAAAAGCAAUUGGUCGCAUUGCCCGUCCGCCCUGUUAUGCGCAGGUGGAAGGCCCCCAGGAUCUGGAAAGUUGGAUAGAGGAGAAACCCCGGCGACAAUAGGUAGCCUCGCCUAUCGGUCCGUUGCCCAUUCAUGGCUCUAGCAUCCAGUGACCCCGAGCCACCUGCAGCCUUCGCCGGUGCAGAAACCGAAGAUGACCACGCUGCGCCCAGUAAACAUCAUGGCCGGGCCCCCGUCCACCCUAUUUCCCAGCUUCAGGGUCCUUUUGAGGAGUCAAUGCUUGAGGCUGGCAAAGGCGCCCGAAGCGAAUGGGUGGUGGAGCUGGAUGCUCAGUCCCGGCGCAAGGAUCUGCUCGAAUCUGCCGAGUAUGAACGGCUCUGCGGCCGUAAAUGGCGCCAAAGGGCUGGCGAAAGAUAUCACCCAUUUUGGAAGCUUAUCUCCCAAAUGUCGUUCGGCAUUAGUCUCUUGACCAAACGAUUGGCCAAGUCAGAUGUGGAGGUUUUGAGAAUCCUCCAGGCUCACGUUGAUGAGAUGGACGGGUUUUUGGGAAGAACAACGGAGGAUUUUCUCUUAAUCCAGGUUGAUGUGCGCACUCGGAUCCAGUAUCUCAGUCUCCCACUAGGGAAUCUAGAAAUUUUCGACGAGAUGCUUAAUGACCGCCAGUUCCGCUCUGCCAUGAUCAGUUAUAAUGAAAAGAUUGAGUUUGCCGUCGAUCGCUUUACCCAAGCCGUCAAGGACGCCCUCAAAGACAUACAGAAAGGAAAGGCGGCAGUUGGUGCUCUCUGGCAGUACCUCGGGGACUCGGCAACGAAAAAUGCUCCUUUACCUAAAAAUAUCGCCGCUGUAUACAAUGCGAUGCUGGCGAAUACGGAGGGGUGGAAUGUCGCUCUCUCUAAACUCCGCCGAAAAGGUGUUGCCCUCGAGUCUGCACUUUUGCAGCUGGGCCUGACUAUAACCGAAAUGCAACGUCGCGUGGGCGUGGCAAGCAGGAAGGAGGUAGUAUCCUUGAUGCAUUCGUCUAGCGCUUCCCCCGGAGGCAAACGGCUUCGAGAUCGACUUUUUGAGAGAGGACUGUCCAUUGGAGCCCCGCCGCCCUCGAUCCCAGAGAAGCCUCUCCCAAGUGACCCAGGGCUCCAGGCGACAACGGCCAUGCCGCCCUUGCCCAAGCAAGCUGACCCUCGCCGAAUCCUGCGAAAGAGUGUUCCAAAUCUGCGAGCCGCCAAAUCGUCCGACAAUAAUUACCCCAGGGCAAAAUCAAUAAAUGGUUUCGUGGGCAAUGCAAAUGUCAUACCUUCAGCCUCUAAACUGGGACGCUCAAGCAGUCGAUUUUCAAAAACCAAACCCACCCCCAAGCCGGAGGACCGCCAAAACGAGGGUGUCAAAAUAGCACCAACGCGACCUGCCACGGCGCCUUCUAGAACAUUGCGAGCGCGAAGUACGUCAUUCGAACAAUUGAAAGCUUUUUGUAAAUACAGAAAAGAUCAGCAGCAGAACGUGAUGCUGCCACAAGCGCGGCCCGAGUCCCGAAGACCCUUGACAGCGCAGGCGUCGGCCAGAGGCGAGACUAUGAAAGAGCAGCUCCUGCAAUAUAUCAAAGGGGAUCGGGUGACGGACGCGUGGGAGAGCCGGCCCCAAGAAGAAAAGAUCGCAAGUCGGCAUUCUCAGAAAAAGGGCGACCUGUGGAGUAAAUUCCGUACUAAGUCAUCGCACCCUCCCGGCACUUCUGAAGAGCAACCGACGAACCUUUUGGAGGAUGACUUGGGGAGGCAGAUGGCCUGGCUACAGGAGGAAUCGGAAGCAUUGAACACCUACUCCUUGAAGCCAAGGCGCGAUGUGGCUCCUCGACUCCACGUUCUCUCGGUUCACAUGGGCUUAGCUCAGGACCUUGAGGAGGGCGGGAACUCCAGGCAACAAGAUGACAUUGAACCUCCAGAGGGAGAUACGCAUUCAAUUAUAACAGCGCUUCCGUCGGUGUCACCUUCAGUAGUACGCUAAUUCUCGCAUGCUUGACCGAUGUAUGUGCCGAGUAUAUAGAAAAGUUGGACUGAGCACAGAUACUCCCUUUUUAUUGUUGGCUUCUCGCCCUAGGCCGCUUAGCUGGUCGUGCAAACGAUCGCAGACAGGAUGACGCCUUCCAAUUCGAUAUCAGCAGCAAGAGCAGAUUGGUAUACAUCACUUUUCGAGAUCUGCAGUACUCAUGGCUGUAUAAGUUUUGACGCCCCUUCGGAACUCAGCCAGCAGGACUAAUCAUUGCACCCCUUUGCAGACAUAGAAGACAUAGAAAGACAUGAAUCGUACAAACUAUUC
Aspergillus steynii IBT 23096 is the source of this 2614-nucleotide messenger RNA. RefSeq lists its product as uncharacterized. The record is from RefSeq and is a predicted model, not a curated record. The transcript is spliced from 3 exons. The coding region runs from base 440 to 2302 and encodes 620 amino acids. NCBI's taxonomy places the organism in Eukaryota, Fungi, Ascomycota, Eurotiomycetes, Eurotiales, Aspergillaceae.